Tribolium castaneum (red flour beetle) is the source of this 4379-nucleotide messenger RNA. RefSeq lists its product as uncharacterized. Bases 156 to 3998 code for a protein of 1280 amino acids. The transcript has 9 exons. Lineage: Eukaryota; Metazoa; Arthropoda; Insecta; Coleoptera; Tenebrionidae. The record is from RefSeq and is a predicted model, not a curated record.
UCUUCAAAGCUUGGCUUCAGUGAUUCCUGCUGUUGUUUCUUCCCAGCGAUAGCGAUGCUGGUUUUGAUAGUAGGAAUCGGUGUUCAGUGCUAUACGGUUGUGUGAGUGACAUAAUACCGGCGUAUGUUUAUGUUGUGCCAUAUGAUGAAUAGAAAAUGACAUCGACGACUACAAUAAGAAAAUCCUACGGGAGCAGAAAGAUCUUUACCUUUCCUGAAGAUUAUUCCCUUCGAUCCCCUAAACAAAGACCAAGUUCGGCAAAUCUUCCCAGGAAGAAUGAAGAAGCCGCCAAAUUAAUUAAAUACAUUGAUGACAACAUCAUCGGCAAAAACAACGCCUUUUUGGGACCAUUCGGGCGCAGAAAAGCUGUUUAUUGCGAUUAUGCGGCCUCCGGGAGAUCCCUUCAAUUCAUCGAAGAAUAUAUCACACGGGAGGUUCUUCCGAGUUAUGGAAAUACCCAUUCGACUACAUCCAUUACGUCUCUUCAGUCCACCAAUUUUAGACAAGAAGCCCGCGAUAUAAUUAAAAACGCAUCGAAUGCUUCUGACUCCGAUGCGGUUAUUUUCACCGGUCACGGUUGCACGGAUGCCCUCCAAAAAUUAAUUAGUGCUUUGGAUCUCCGGGAAGCCCCAAUCGUGUUCACUGGCUCAAGCGAACACCACGACAACAUCCACUUGUGGCAAGAAAUCGGGGCAAAGAUGAUUCGGAUCGCGGAGACCAAAGAGGGGUUCCUGGACCUGGUCGAUUUGGAAAACCAGCUGCGGUUCCACCAGAACUACGGCCGCCAGAUGAUUGGGUGCUUUUCAGUGGCUUCCAAUGUGACAGGGAUUGUUAUUGACGAUGUGGCGUGCACUAUUUUGCUGCACCAGUACCAAGCGCUCGCCUUCUGGGACUACAACAUUGCGGCCCCGUCGAUCAACAUCGACAUGAAUCCGGUGGUUCCCGGAGUUGAGGAGAACUCGGCGAAUAAGGACGCGAUUUAUUUCUCCGGACACAAGUUUGUCGGUGGUGUUCAAACUCCCGGAAUACUUAUUGCCAAAAAAACUAUUUUUAGACGGCUAAAUUCGUGCGAAACAGACGGCUUCUUCACGUCACAGGAAUACAAUAAAAGUUUCGAGAUGCAAGAGGAAGGGAGUUGUGCAGCUGUGGUCGAAUCAAUCCGAGCUGGACUUGUCAUGCAAUUGAAAGACACCGUCACAGUUGCCAACAUUGUGCAAAGACAAGAGAAGAUUAACAAACAAAUGCUACAACACAUUCGGACCAUUCCGGAGAUCAUUCUCCUCGGGAACACUUCACCGAACUUGCGCAGAAUUCCAGUUUUUAGUUUCAUGGUGCGACACCCCAGAGGCACUUUCCUGCACCAUAACUUCGUCGCCGCCGUCCUCAACGACGUGUUCGGGAUUCAAGCCCGAGCCGGAUGUCCUUGCUCAGGAGUCUACGCCCAGGAUUUACUAGGAAUUGACCCGUGUCUUGCCGAUCAGUACGAAAACAUAAUCCUGGAAGACCGCAGACUCAGUAGUUUGGAUCUGGGAGUCGAUAACUCAAACUUGGAGUUACUCAGACCGGGGUUCACCCGAAUCAGUCUUCCCUACUUUAUCACGGACGCAGAACUGGCUUUUAUAAUGGAAGCUGUGAAAAUGGUAGCGACGGAGGGCUGGAAGUUGCUGCCACAAUACGUCGUAGAGCUUGAAAGUGGUCAAUGGCGCCACCACACAAACGCAAUGCUAAAAGACCGGAAAUGGCUAUCGUCAAUACGAUACGUUGACGGUAAAAUGACAAUGAACGAAAGACGGGUGUCCGGACCCGGCCUCUUCCCCCAAAGCUACCAAGAGUGUUUACAAACUGCCAGAAAUUUAUUCAACCGAGCUCGCAAAACUGCCAAUCGUACUCCUUACACCGACCAAGGGAUUAGCUUCGACUCAAGAGGCGAGAAACUCCGCUGGUUUAUGUUACAACACGAAGCGCAAAAUAUCCUUACAAGCAACGCACAAAAUAUCAAACAGAAAGUCCCUUUCGACCCUGUGACCUACUCGGGCUCCAAGCGGAGCGAAAAUAGCGACAAAACCCCCACCCCUCAUCCCGUCUCAAAUUCGGGUUCGCCCCGCCAUUUCAGUCUACCCUCCAUUGACGAUCCAAGAAUCCUCACGUGUUCAUCCCCUGUUCCCUACUUUUUGCAAGACGUAAACGGGCUGUACUACCCCCAGACGGUGAACUUCGCCGUUGGGGAGACGGUCAAUUCGGCCAACUUGAACCACCUGCAAAACUUUGCAAGGGAGAGGUGUUUGAGUUUAGGCGCCCCUAACAUCUCGCCACCUGUUUUGAGUCCCCAGACGCGGGCCAGUUUGGGAAUGAGGCAUUUUCGGCAAAGGAACUUCAGUUAUAGUAGUCAGAACGAGUUACAUUCUUUGGAAUCGGAAAAUAACGUUUCGCCAACUCACAGUUUGAACGUCCUUUCCACUGGUAGCUAUGAGGUUGGUCGAGCGUCUCCGGCCCCCGAUAUCCAGACUUAUGUGACCGAGAUGACGAAGGAACUAGCCACUAAUAUCAAGUCGGAGAUCCGGGAAGUGAUUUCCCGGGUCGAAGACGUGCUGGAAAACACUGACAGUAUUGUUUGUUACGAAAGACACGGGAGUGGGAGCGAAGAUGGGCGAAGCGACUCAAUCUCCGCCAAUGAAGUGGCUGAGUAUAUCGAAAAGGUCUCGAUUGAGAUGGCUAAUGAAGUCAAGUCGGAAAUAAGGGACGUUGUUAGUGCCGUUGAUGUGUUCAUCACGCCUGAUUGUCCCGAGAAGUAUUCCCGAACGUCCAGUGAGGAAAAAACCGACUUGAGGGAGGUUUACACUCCCGGGUCGAGUAGCGAAACCGUCAUCCACUUAAUCAGUGCCAAUCUGAGUGACGAGGAAACCCAGCCGGAGAAGACUUACAAGAACAAGAUUCUAACCUCGACUGUGGCGAGUGUUAGUUCGCAAGACAGCGGUAUUAACUUAUCAUUCCACGAGCAAGAGUACUUAAGUAACGAAUUCGCCAAAACGCGGAGCAACUCUGAAUCGCUGGCGCGCAAGUCGGAGAGCGAAGUCAAGUUUUCGACUUUGCAAAAACAGAAACAGAAAUAUAUCAGAACGACGAGCGAUAGCGGCGCUUUGGAAGCCGCCUCGAAAUGGAUGUGUUCACCUAAAAGUAUUUGGCAACCGACGAUGGAAGCCAUCCAAGAGUUCGAAAUGAUCAAAGAUGGGGACAACGUCAUGGUUUGUUUAUCAGGGGGGAAGGAUUCGCUCAGUUUGCUACACACCCUUUUGCAAUUCCAAAACUAUGCGCAAAAUAAGGGGAUUUUGUUCAGUUUGGGGGCCGUGACGGUCGACCCGGACACGUCAGGGUGCGACCCUUGUAUUCUCAUUCCGCAUUUGAGGAGUCUAGGUGUUCAUUAUAUAAUUGACGAUAAGAAGAGCGAUCCGGGGGAUGAAUCAGAACAACGAGAAGAGGCCAAAGAGAAUCUUUAUAGCUUUUGUACGUCGAGCGUUCGGCGACGUUUAUAUUCCGCGGCCAAAAGUUCGGGGUAUAACGUCUUGGCCAUCGGCCAACACUUGGAUGAUCUCUGCGAAAACUUCUUCCUCUCGGUGUUUCACACGGGGAGGUUGCGCACGAUGAGGGCUCACUAUUACAUUAAGGAUCACAAGCUUCGCGUUAUUAGGCCAUUUGUUUACGUUCGUGAAAAAUAUUUACGCCAGUUUGUCAGUAACCAGAAUUUGCCGGUCUCUGCCAAUGUUUGUGGUCCAGAUUUGACCAAAGAGCGGCAAAGGAUUAAGCAAGUGUUGACGCAGCAGGAAAUUCUGUUUCCGAAACUGUUCACGAGUCUGCGGUCGGCCUUGCAUCCACUGAUUGGCUUCCAGAUUAAAGAGUGUGAGGUGAAGUAUCGCCGCAGAUUGAAGUCGAAGGAAAAUGAAGAUUGCUCGGAGAAUGAGACUGAUGAGGAACCGGUCGUGUCGGGGGACUCGAACUGCUAAGUGUUUGAAUGAAGAGUUCAUAUCAAGAAUUGAGUCGAGACUCGAAUUUUUGAUUUUAAAUUACUUUUGUACAAAUUUUGUGAUUGUCGCGGUCUCAGAAAUUCAUCUCAAGGCGAGACCUUAUUAUUUUCCAAUAAUUGGAACAGAAUGAUAUUAUCGACUGAGUUACUUUUUAUAUAUUGUAUUUAAUUUCUACUUAACGUGUUGAUUGCAUUUUUAGUUAAGUCCAGUGUUUACGUGGUAUCGAUUGUGCAGUUUCUGUAGGGAGUGUGAUUUUCAAAGUAUAUAAUUGUUGCAUUCGGAUUUAAGAUAUUUAAUAAUGUUAACAUGAGUGAAAUGUAUUUUAUUUCCUAAAAACUGUAAUAAAAACAUUAAAUUUAA